AUGGGGGGGUUUUGCUCCAAGAGUCUUGGAAUCAAUUUCGGGAGUGAGUAUUCAGGUUCAAGUGUUGCUGAUGAUGGUCGAGAACCCGAUUUUGGUUACCCACAACCACCUGGGCAAGUCAGUUUGAUUGGUCCUGGUAUGAGGCAGUGUAUGGUUAAAGACGUCAGGGAACAAAUCCAGUUGAAAGAUGUGAAGGAACAGAACCAGUUGAAAGAUGUAUUCUCUUUCCGCGAAAGGGAAGCAGAAGAUAAUUUGUAUGAUGGGAUUCCGAGGUUGCCCGUUAUCCAAUCGCAGAAACUUCGGUCUGCAAAAUAUACUCAAACUGCAGUUUCAAAGGUUACAGAGGUAGGCAAAGCGGGGUUAGGUAAAGCAAAGGAUGUUUUGGAUACUCUUGGGAGUAGCAUGACGGAUCUUAGCAGCGGUGGAUUUACUUCUGGAGUUGCAACUAAAGGCAAUGAACUUGGGAUCUUAGCCUUUGAAGUAGCAAACACAAUUGUCAAAAGCUCGAAUCUUAUCGAAUCGCUUUCGAAGGGCAACAUCAUGCAUUUGAAAGAAACUGUCCUUUAUUCCGAAGGUGUUCAAAACCUUGUCUCGAAUGAUUCUGAUGAACUCCUCAGACUCGUUGCUGCUGAUAAGAGGCAGGAGCUGCGAGUUUUCUCGGGAGAAGUGGUUCGGUUUGGAAACCGAUCCAAAGAUUUUCAGUGGCAUAAUUUACAGCGCUACUUCGACAGGAUCAGCAAAGAGUUAACCCCUCAAAGGCAGUUGAAUGAAGACGCUGUGUUAGUUGUUCGACAACUGAUGGUUUUAGUCCAGUAUACUGCGGAACUGUACCAAGAACUACAAGUAUUGGAUCGAUUGGAGAAAGACUAUGAGCAAAAGCGCCGAGAAGAAGAGAACUCAGCUAGCAGCAGUGAUGGCUUUGCAAUCUUGAAAACGGAACUCAAGUCCCAAAGAAAAGUAGUGAAGAGCCUAAAGAAAAAGUCGUUGUGGUCGAGAGGUUUCGAGGAGGUGAUGGAGAAACUAGUAGACAUUGUACAUUUCUUGUUGCUAGAGAUUCAUAAUAUCUUCGGUGGUACCGAUGAUCAACCAUCAAAGAAAGGAGCUGGCGAUUAUGAUAAAAGAUUGGGACCUGCUGGUCUUGCUUUACAUUAUGCAAAUAUAAUUGUGCAGAUUGAUACACUUGUCGCUCGUGCGAGCUCUAUAACUUCAAAUGCAAGGGAUUCUCUAUACCAAAGCUUGCCCCCUGGUAUACAAUUGGCUCUUCGUUCCAAGAUUAAAUCUUUUAAUGUCGAUAAGGAGCUCUCGGUUACACAAAUUAAGGACGAGAUGGAGAGGACACUGCAUUGGCUUGUCCCUGUUGCAGCCAACACAACCAAAGCUCAUCAUGGUUUCGGUUGGGUUGGAGAGUGGGCAAAUACAGGGGCUGAUUUCAGUAGUAAGCCUAGUGGUGGAGAUAUACUACGCAUCGAGACACUCUAUCACGCUAGUAAAGAAAAGACAGAGAUCUACAUUCUUGGACAGAUCAUUUGGUUGCAACAUUUGGUUACAAAAGCAAAGAGCGACGCUAGGGGAGGUCAUAGGCUUUCUUCUAUCAAGUCUCCAUUGAAUACUACGAACCAGCGACUGACAUCAGAACCACUCAGUGUGCCAAUAGUAACACUUGAGGAGCAAAAGCUGUUACAAGAGGCAGGCAAAAGAAAGAGGACUCCAUGUGUUAGCAAGAGUCAAGAUUUUGAUUCUGAGUACUCGCGGGCGAGAAAGUGUGACCCUUUGAGCAAAAGCAGUGAAUAUUUCCGUGGAGUGAGAAGAAGCAAAUCAGCUGCGGUGAAGAGGUUUACUUCGGGUUUUCCACUUGAUUUUGUUAUCGAGAAGGAGAAAGCGUUGGAUGUGAUUGAUCGGGUCCAUGUGCCGAGAGAUUAUAAAGCAUUGUUGAAAGAAGGUAGCUUGAGCUUCUAA
Molecule: messenger RNA, 1956 nt
Organism: Thlaspi arvense
Lineage: Eukaryota; Viridiplantae; Streptophyta; Magnoliopsida; Brassicales; Brassicaceae
Source: the annotation of a GenBank genome assembly